AUGUUGUUGAGGACACCAACUUGGCCACAAAACGGGUUGAGAGUCGAACACCCGGAGCUCCUUGAUUGGCUCUCAACAGCAGACUUCACCAGACCGCAAAACAUCGCCUCAGCUUCUCGAGCAAUAGACACAGGAGAAUGGUUCGUUGGUAGCAGCGAGUACCGCUUUUGGCGCGACAAGGGAGCAGGUUUCAUGUGGCUCUUCGGCCCAGCUGGUUGUGGGAAAUCCGUUCUCUGUUCCCGAAUCAUUAGUGAUCUGGAGAAUCUGUGCAAAAGUGAACAGAAACCGAAGUUGGGUUAUUGGUAUUUUCAGUUCAAUAACCCAGCCACUCAAGAGAUUUCCACUAUGCUGCGGUCCCUCAUCCGUCAACUGGGAACGUCGCCCUUACCUCCAGAGAGUCAACAUGGAAUGUCGCCGCUGUCUUCAGAGAUUCGUCGAUUAGGAAGCCACCAUAUGCCACGCGGCAGCCAACCAGAGAUACAAGAGACAAUAUCCACCCUUGAUGGCAUUCUUCGAGACAACCCCCAAAAAGUGUUCAUUGUUCUGGAUGCCUUGGACGAGUGCCCUGGAGGUCAUAGCACUUCCGAAAGAGCAAAAGUCCUAGAAUAUCUACAACGAUUGUCAUGUACCCACCAUCACAACUUACGCGUCCUCGCGAUUAGUCGGCCGGGGCCAGACAUUAGAACUGUGCUUCGCGAUCUCUGCUCAGAGACUAAUAGUAUCAAUAUUGGACUGUUAAUGCAGGCAGACGUCAAGACCUUCAUCAAGGAAGCUAUUGCUCGUCCUGAACUGAAAAGAUGGGGCUCAAAGGUCACUGAUCAAAUUGCAAGCAAAUUGCUAUCGGUCGAGGAAAACCUACAGAUCAAGCGACUACAAAACUGCUUUACACUCAAUCGAAUAUGGGCUGCUUUGACCACGCUUCCACCGACUUUGGAAGCAACUUACCACGCAGCUCUGGAGAGCAUAGAUGAAGAGAAUAGAGAGCAUGUGCGGAAGAUACUUCAGUGGCUCGCGUUCUCUUUCCGUGAGCUGACCCUAGGUGAAGUUGCAGCCAUCACCUCGUUCCAAUUUGCGGACGACCUGUUGCGGGUGUGCACAAGCCUACUCGUGACGAUCAUUGAGGAUGACAAUCGACAGAUUCUACGGCUGGGUCAUUUCUCAGUUCAGGAGUUUCUCGUUCUUCGUGGGGAAAGCAAAAUUGUUCAAUGGUACAACUUCACGGCCCACGAGGCACACGAAGACCUUGCGUUGGAUUCACUGUCCUAUCUACAAGGUACAAGAGAUGAUAUUCGCUCGCACUCGACCUGCGAUGCAAUGUCGACAGACUCUGCUGACGUGAUCGCGGAGGAGAAGGAAUCAUCAAGGUCAUUUCUUCAGUAUGCUGCGCGGACCUGGCCACUCCAUUUUAAGGAGGCAGGCAAUCCCACAGAAAACUCGCGCUUUUGGAAACUCAUCGAUAACAUUCUCGCAACGGAUUUAUACGAUGAGUGGCUUGCCAUGUGA
Exophiala bonariae is the source of this 1503-nucleotide messenger RNA. RefSeq lists its product as uncharacterized. The transcript has 3 exons. NCBI's taxonomy places the organism in Eukaryota, Fungi, Ascomycota, Eurotiomycetes, Chaetothyriales, Herpotrichiellaceae. Bases 1 to 1503 code for a protein of 500 amino acids. The record is from RefSeq and is a predicted model, not a curated record.